Mustela lutreola (European mink) is the source of this 2095-nucleotide messenger RNA. It is a transcript of the gene CDC42EP4, whose product is annotated as CDC42 effector protein 4. The coding region runs from base 280 to 1344 and encodes 354 amino acids. NCBI's taxonomy places the organism in Eukaryota, Metazoa, Chordata, Mammalia, Carnivora, Mustelidae. The record is from RefSeq and is a predicted model, not a curated record. The transcript is spliced from 2 exons.
CCAGCAGCGUCUCUCUGGGGCCCGUCCUUUCGGCCUCCUCCUCUGAGGACUGUGACUCAGGUUGAAGUGUCCCCUGACUGCAGGGAUUGAGGUCAGACGUCAGGAAGGACUUACAGCAUGUGUCCGGCCCUGGACUGCCACGUGGACUCGCCUGUGUACCUCCGUCUCCUCCGCCCUAUGAUCUCCUCCUCAUCACCCCCUCUACCCGCCGGACUUCAGAUCUGACCCCCCAGCCGCCUGCCGUGCCCCCUGGAGCUCCCCCGUCAUCCCCCGAGCAAGAUGCCUAUCCUCAAGCAGCUCGUGUCCAGCUCGGUGCACUCCAAGCGCCGCUCCCGCGUGGACCUCACGGCCGAGAUGAUCAGCGCCCCCCUGGGCGACUUCCGGCACACCAUGCACGUGGGCCGGGCGGGGGACGCCUUUGGGGACACCUCUUUCCUCAACAGCAAGGCCGGCGAGCUGGACAGUGAGUCCCUGGACGAGCAGGCCUCCUCCUCGUCCUCCAAACGCAGCCUCCUGUCCCGGAAGUUCCGGGGCAGCAAGCGGUCGCAGUCGGUGACCAGGGGGGACCGGGAGCAGAGGGACAUGCUGGGCUCCCUGCGGGACUCGGCUCUGUUCGUCAAGAACGCCAUGUCCCUGCCCCAGCUGAACGAGAAGGAGGCGGCCGAGAAGGGCUCUGGCAAGCUGCCCAAGAGCCUGUCGUCCAGCCCCGUGAAGAAGGCGAGCUCCGGGGAGGGCGGCCAGGAGGAGGUGGGCGAGGGGGAGCUUGGGCCCCGGCGGAACGGGGCAGCCGCCCCCCACUCCCCGGACCCCCUCCUGGAUGAGCAAGCCUUCGGGGACCUGACAGAGCUGCCCAUCGUGCCCAAGGCUGGCUUGGGGCUCAAGCACGCUGAGUCCAUCAUGUCGUUCCACAUUGACCUGGGACCCUCCAUGCUGGGGGACGUCCUCAGCAUCAUGGACAAAGAGGAGUGGGAACAGGAGGAGGAGGCUGGCGGUUACCAUGACGACGGGGACGCAGCACCACACAGCACCCUGCAGGCUCCCCUGACUGUGGCGGGGGCAGCGGCGGCGGGGGGCCCUCCGAGGGCCAGGCAGGAGGGCGCUGCCGGCCGGGACCUGCCCCAGGACGAGGGGUGGGCAGCGGCCCCCAGCCCCGGCUCAGCCCGCAGCGAAGGCAGCCACACCACGCGGGACAGCAGCUCCCUGUCCAGCUGCACCUCGGGCGUCCUGGACGAGCGCAGCCCAGUCCCCCGGGGUCCCGAGAGGGCUCGGGCCCCGCUGUCCCGGCAGCCCGACAAGGAGUUCUCCUUCAUGGACGAGGAGGAGGAUGAGGAGAUCCGAGUGUGAGGGGCUCCCGGCCUCCCUGCGCCCAAGCCACCCCCCCCUUCCUUGCCCCGUCUCCUGUGCAGGGCAGCCAAGAGCCCGGCUUCGGUUGCAGACCCUGGACCUCCCGGAUGAGAGGCGCUGGCGGGGGCCGUGGGGAGCACCCAGCCCUUCUGAGCACUGUGGGACAGGCGGGGGCUGACAGAAGGAACCGGCUGUCCCUUUCCUCUCCUGGUGUUCCUCCUGUGACCGGUGGCUUGUGGCAGAAGGAAGGGUGGUCCCAGGCCCCCAGCGCCCCCAUCCCUCAUCCCCGGUUCAUGCAUCACAAGCCUGGAGCCCCCCGGAGCAAAGCCGGACCGAAUGUGUGCACUAAACGCAGCCCCUUCUAGGGGAAGAGAACAGGAUGGGGAACGAAAGGAGGCCUCAGGCUUCUGGAAUUUUCUAGAAGGGGCUCUUCCAGGAAGACACUAGAAAUAGGUUGGGCACUGGCUUCAACAUUGAUUUGUUUGUUCUUGUCACGUUUAAAUCCUUCCAGAGUGGUAUCUGGAACAGUGUUGUUAGUAGUUCUGCUGCCAGAAGGAAAAUCAAAUCCUUUUAGAAAACCUUUAUACUAAGUGCUUCCAAACUUUAUUUAGAACCUAUGGGGCGGGUGUCUGUGCUCAGUCUGUCCCUCCUCCUGCCCCAUGGCUCUUAACAGUUGAAGGCAGCCAGUAUAGAAAGUUACUGGAAAAUGACUUUUUAAAAAAUAAUAUAUCAUUCCUAUGGAGGGAUAAAA